This is a messenger RNA of Dermochelys coriacea (leatherback sea turtle), 4274 nucleotides long. Its product is annotated as regulator of G-protein signaling 5-like. The transcript is spliced from 5 exons. Lineage: Eukaryota; Metazoa; Chordata; Testudines; Dermochelyidae. The record is from RefSeq and is a predicted model, not a curated record. The coding region runs from base 194 to 739 and encodes 181 amino acids.
AACGUCGGCCUGACUGCUCCGCAGCUGGGAAUACUCUGUGGGGUGUGAUUGGAGAGUCUGGCUCAGCUCCAGGGCAGAGAGAGCCUCUAUAUAUGCCCGGAGAGGGGAAAGCUGCAUCAGAGAGAGCUGCAGCCGCCUCGUCCUGCCUUCUCCCACGGUCUGCUCAAAGCUGAGGAAAUAACUGCUCGACAAAAUGUGCAAAGGAUUAGCUGCCUUGCCACACACAUGUCUGGAGAGAGCGAAGGAGAUCAAGACCAAGUUGGGCACGCUCCUCCAGAAGCCUGACUCAGCUAUUGACCUGAUCAUCCCAUACCCGGAGAAGCCAGAGAAGCCAGCCAAGGCCCAGAAGACCUCACCAGAUGAGGCUUUGCAGUGGCGUGAGUCCCUGGAGAAGCUCCUGCAAAAUGCUUAUGGGCUUGCCAGAUUCAGGAGCUUCCUUAGAUCUGAGUUCAGUGAGGAAAACAUUGAGUUCUGGAUAGCCUGUGAAGAAUACAAGAAAAUCAAGUCCCCCACCAAGAUGGCUGAGAAGGCCAAGAAAAUUUAUGAGGAGUUCAUCCAGAUGGAGGCACCUAAAGAGGUGAACAUAGACCACUGCACUAAAGCUGUGACCAUGAAGAACUUGGUGGAGCCAUCGGUGAGCAGCUUCAAUGAGGCUCAGAAGCGGAUCUUUGCCCUGAUGGAGAAGGACUCCCUGCCCAGAUUUGUGCGGUCAGAGUUUUAUCAAGAGUUAAUCAAGUAGCAAUGUAGCAAGCCUGUGCAAUGCAUUCUUUGCUAGGCACUCACUGUGAGCCAUGCUAUUGCCUCUUUCCAAAUCCCAGCUUUAGUCUGUAGCUGCUUUGCCUUAAAGAUACCAAACUGAGAAAGCACUCAACUGCAUUGCUAAACUCCUUCCACAUUGUUUUGGACUCCCUCCUAUGUGCCAAGUGUCUCCUCUUCUACAGUCUCUUUCCCUGCUCCCUUCCCAAGAUCCUUGUUAUGAAAAAGCCCUAGUGAUUUUACCCGUUGGUCUUAGACUGCAUUACUGAGAGUCAUCUUGGCAGCCAGUUGACAGAAAGCUUAUCCUGAGUACCUCCAUGGAGAUGCAAAGGAGACUUGCAGGAGCCUUGGCACUCAUCUGUUACACAGAGCUGUGGCCUGUAGAGCUUAUUGGUCCUAGGUCUUGUCCACACGACAGAGUUUUGUCAACAAAAGUUAUGCCACCGUACAGCAAUCGCUUUAAUUAAACUGCUGUUGCAUGUCCAGACUAUGCUCCUUGUGUUGGCAAAGCGCAUCCACACUACCAGCUCUUCCAUCAACACACAGAGCAGUGCACUGUGGGUAGCUAUUCCACUGUGCAACUGGCCACACUGUGCUUUGGGUUGAGUUUGCAAUGCCUCGUGGUGCAGGUACAGCAUUACAUGAUGCAAGUUUCUCAUUCCAUGGACAUCCUACUAGAUUGCCAGCUGCUUUUCAACUAAAGUGUGGGGGGGGGGGGAGAGCGUGUGACAGUGUGUGUGUGGGGGGGAGUGUGUGUGUUGGGGGAGAGUGAGUGUGUCACUGUGCUGUCUUUGUAAAUCCAAACAAUCCUGAGAUGGAGGGGAGAAUGCCCCCCCCGAACACACAGCAGGCCCCUCCUCCCUCCCUGGCUCUGCACAGCACAGCAGUCUCUCCCCUGUCUCCCCUGCUCUAUCUGCCGCUGUGUUCCUAGUUCCAGGGAGAGCAGGACUCCACGUUAAGGUCCUGUGAUUCCCUCCACGUUCUCCCACAUAGUGUCAUCAGCUCACAGACCAAUGAUCCACCCCUCCCCUGUACUCCAGGCAGGGCAGCCUGUUGCUCUCCAUGCUGAGGAAUGUCAAAGUUUCCCAGAGCUUUGAAAAGCGAGGGGUGCAUGCCUGCAGGGCAGCAGAGUUCAAAACAGUGAGCAGAGCAGUCACAGCUGGCAUUGUGGGAUACUGGGGGAGGCCAGUUACAUCGACAUAACAAACAGCAGUGUCGCUUUGUUGCUUUAACUUUACUGCAAAAUGCUGUCUGCCUCUCAUUGAGGUGGUUUUACUUUGUUGGUAAAACAGGAGAGUUUUGCCACAAAAAGUAGUAUUGUAGUGUGUACACCUCCAGUGUUUUGUUGAUAAAAGCUGCCUUUUGCGGACAAAACUGUAUACUGUAGGCAAGACCCUAGUGUCCAGUGCUCUAGCUGGAUCUGAGCAGCCUUGAUUCAGAUAAACUUAGAUGAGAAUCAGAGAAGCAUCCAUACUUCAAUGUUUAUCCAAAACAACCACAUGACUGAGUUGCUAGACCCUGUGUCCUCACCCAUCCCUACUCACACGUCAGGUUACACUGAUCUGAUAUCCUUGCUGUGACCAGCUGGAUGAAUUGAACAUGUUAAAUACUAAUGGCAUGGAAAGGGUGUUAAAAUACUCGUCUCCUCCCGCCACGACCCAAGACCUUGAAGUGACUGUGCUCUAAGUGCUAGGACUCUGUGUUGUUUUGACUGUCUUUGCGGGAGGAGGUGUUUGACAGCAAGCCCCACUGAGUGAAAGCCACCUCAGUUCUUCUGAAACAUUUGCUCUCUGGGGGCCCUGACACUGAGUCUGAGACCAGCUAGUGACAGGAUUGACUCUAAUUGCACUUGUGUCCACACACAACAUGUUGGCUACAUGGUUAGUAACCAUAGCCAUGGCAGCAUCAGUGUCUUGCCCCUGGCCACGACAGAGACUGCCACGUGGUUGCCUUCCUGGAUCCUGUGGGACACUGUUAUUUGCAAUGUAGAUUCUCCACACCCACAUCAAACUGUGUCCACAUGACUGGUUUGGCCUGCCCUCUCUCCUCCCUGCUUUCCAAGCGGGAGCAUGGCCCACUUGCUGCUCGUUCAGCAAACCUGCUGGACACAGAAGCAUUAUGGGGUUUUCCCAGCAUGCACUGAUCCAGUCACAGCCAGGCAGCAUGGAAGGCACAGGCAUACAUGGGUGUCACAAGGUUGCUUUUGAAAACAGCUGCUGUGCGGACACAGGAAGGUCGGAUGAGAAUCACAAACUGGUAACAAAGAUGGUUCUAUUCAUGCCAUACCCCAGGUACAGGGUGUAACCGGAGCUCCCAGACUGUGCUCUUCAGCUAGUAACACACUUCCCAUUGCCAGUGUGCUGCGGGAGGCUAUUGUGAGUGAUAGGCCCUUCAACACACCACCUCUGCUGGAACAAACAGUGCUCCUUUUGAGCUGGAGACAGGGAGAAGAAUAAAAUAAACAUCAUUUGUCCAAAACACUAGGACUGCUGCCUAGCAACCCAGAGCUUUGCCUGCAUUAGAUUUAGAGAGCUUGUCAUUUCCAGAGCCCUAUACAACCCCACAAUGCCUGUGCACAGCCUUACUCAAUGCUCCCCAGGUGUUUUGAGGUGUGUUUGACUCGUCAGUGUGGGUGUCCUGCUGGUGAAAGCCUGUCCCAGUUAUUCUCUCAAGAGCAGCAUGCCAAAGUGAGAGUUCUGCACCAACCCAAAAGAGAAAGUUCAUUAGAGGAGGUAAAACUUGUUGAAAGAACAUGACUAAUAGAAACAGUUGCUGAGAAGAAAAGGCAUCAGUGGAAAUAGGAGAAAUAAAACCCUGCCUUCUUGAACAGAUGGUAAAUGGUGCUGAGCUUUGUGCAGUUCAUUUCCCUCUGUCCAAGCUCCUCAUUCUAUUUAGAUGGGGCGUACAUAUUUGUAUUGCUGACACAAUUGGCCAGCUUGUGUCCAAGCAGGAUGGCAGGGCCGGUGGGCCUUCUGGAUGGUGACAGACUUGUUUCAUUUUGAAAAAUAUUACAGCUCACAGACAAUAGUCUUUGCCCUUGGUUCCAGCCCAGCUCAGCAGCCACCAGAAGUUGUGACCAUCUGCAGACUUGGGGGGCGGGCAGUGGCCUGUGUGAAAUAAAGCUGGGGUCUCAACCCAGUUCAAGCUAAGUGUCCAUCAGAACAGUCAGUGCCGUGAUUGGCAGUAACUGCUGGUGAAAAGGCCAGGGACUGACUGGAACUUGACAUGAAUGUCUUUUCUCCUCCAGGGGGGUUUCCUAGGUCCAGGUUGGUAGGUGCCAGGGUAGGAAGCCUGCAAUGCCACUGUUUGUAAUAAGACUGCCUGUGGCUAAAUACAAGACAUCUCCACAGUUGAUGAUCCAGCAUUUUUAUUUUUUAAAAUCAGUUACAAAUCUCUCCGCAGUCUGUUAAAAUAGGCCCCCCACGCUCAGAAUCCAGAGCUGGCAAUCCAGAGCAUGGGAGACUGUGUGCAACAUGCAAUAAAAUAAAUGAUGGGUCUGCAAACCUUUUAUACACUUA